AUGCCUUCGUUGCGAGGGCUUGCAGAGAUGUGGGAGCAGGUGUCCUCCGUCCGGGCACGUGUUCGCCAGGUCGGGUCUGUUUUCGAGCGGCCCGAUGGACUCCCGCAUGCCAAUGUGAAGCAGUGUGGGAAGUUCAAGGAUGUGCUUGAGCCGUUGCUCAAAGCCAUCUUGACGUGGCCAAGAAAUUCUGCUGGCAAGAUCCAGAUGUGCAGUGUCUUCCAAACUGAGACUGAGCUUGCCAAGCUGUACCGGCUUCUCAAAGUGCAAACUGAUGCGAAGCAAGUGAAGGCAGAAGCUUGGCUCUGCAAAAAGUUUGUGGUCCUCCUCAAGAGGAAGAAGCAGCGUCGCCAAAUUCCCCGCUGCGAGCAUUUCCGGGAACUCCUGGAAUUCAUUCCCGACCAGGAUGAUGAUGAUGAUCAUGAUGCUGGUGACCACCCGCUAGCUUUGGAUGCAGGGGAUACAGGUUCCACGGAAGAUGAAACAUCUUUGCACGACAGCGAUGUGGAGCUGUUGUCCAGUGACGACGACAAUGAGCCUGACAAGGAUGACAGCGCCUUCGCUGAGACACAGGUGGAUACGCAGGUGGAUGAUGCUUGUGUGAUUGUUGAAGCGGAGCACGCCCCAGUGGAUGGCGAGACGGCUGCAAGGCCUUCCAGUGCUGUGGAGGUGGCAUCUGAGGCUCCUGCCACAGACGCUGUUGAUGCCCCUCCAGUGGCCCCAGAAUCAGCAGGUUCCCAGCGACCGGGCCCCAAAGGCAAGAUGCACCGCUUCGACAGUGAAGUUGUGGAUGUGGAUGAAAUGGACCAGCAGGUAUGUGAUGCCUGUGAACGGAAGUUGUCCAAAUGUCACUGCAUGCAGCUUCGCCAGCUUAAGCAGUCGAUCUAUGCGAUGAAGAACUUGCAAGCAGCGAGAAAAAGGAGCCAACUGAUGAGGGCCGCCAAAGAGAAGUCUUCUGGGGAGGCCAAAGCUUCCAACGAGAAGUCUGCUUGUGGGGAGGCCAAAGCUUCCGACGAGAAGUCUGCUUGUGGGGAGGCCAAAGCUUCCGACGAGAAGUCUGCUGGGGAGGCCAUGGUAAAGGUUGUUGAGGCAUCGGUUCUGGAUGCAGCUGCUACCAGUUGGAAGGAUGUCGAUACGAUUCUAGAGGUUACUCGCCGUGGGCAGCUUGCUGCACGGGAGCACGUCAAGAAUGCCAAGGGUGGGCCUGGUGGUGACUCCAAGGUGGAUUGCAAGAAGGCAAAGAAAACGAAGCCACUCAAGCGUCCAGCUGCCUGCUCUGUGGCCGCCCCGAAGAGAGCAAAGUGUGAUGAGAAGGAGCUGGAGCCAGAGGCUGGUGAUGAGAAGCCAUCUUCAGAGGCGAAUGUGGAGGUCGACAUAAAGCCGAUGGAGAAGGACAAAGCCGAGGCAAAGAAGUGUGGCAAACACAAGCGGAAGCCUAAGGAGGCUGAUCUUGAUGACAUUGCCGACAAUGCCACGGUCUAUUUUGGAGCCGACGAUGUGCCACGUCCGAUUCGGUCGCCGUCACCUGAGCCAGAGCUUGAGACCACUUCAGCUGGGGCCACUGGCCGAGGCCGGGGUCGUGGAGGACGGGGUGGCAAAGGACGGGGUCGCCAAGGACGGGGUCACCAAGGACGGGGCGACAAUGGUGGUGUCGCUGAGUCCGUUGCCAGCAAAGCUGGCCGGGGUAGGGGCACGAGCUCCGCUAAGGGCAAGGGCCGUGACAAGACCGAGGCUCCAGCUGAGGAUGGAAAGAAGGUGGUGGAGUCCGAAUCCAAGCCGAAAAAAAGCCGGAAGAGUUCGGCACAGGGUGAAGCAGCCUUGGAAGAGACGACACUGAAGACAUUUGCGCGGAGGCGACAGCCAAAGCAGCCCAUGAACAAGGCUCGCUUCAUCGCGAUUCGCGAUGCCUUCGAUACCUUUGUUCGCGACCGCUUGCCUGAGUUCCCUUCAAAGUUCGAGGAUCCCUUCUGGACUUACUGCAUGGCCGAGUGGGUCGACAUCGACCAUAAUGAGGAUACUGAUUUUGCGAGACUCGCCAAGAGGUGGUUCAUGGUCCGGGGCAAUGCUUGGCGGCAGCGAUUAUUGCCGGCAGGGGAGAAUGAAAUGCCCAUGCGCAAAGACUCCACCUCUGAUGUGCGGCUGGAUGCUCUGCUGAAACGCCUGGCACGAAUGGAUGCCCCGAAGGUGGACUGGCAUGAACAGAUCCUGCUGGCCUGUGUCAUCCUCAUCUACUAUGCCAGCAAUGUGGAUGUGAAGUUUCUGGAGGCUUUCGAUGCCCUGGAGUUCUUUUCUGGGGCUGGCAAUGUUAGUCGGAUGCUCCGGUUCGCUGGCCAUGCUGUGGGCAGCUUCGACAUUAAGCUUGGAAACCCAGCCCCUGGAAAGCAGAAUGCUAUGGACCUCUUGACGGAUGCCGGGAUGGCGUUCUUUGGUUGCUUCAGCUAG
This is a messenger RNA of Symbiodinium necroappetens, 2439 nucleotides long. NCBI's taxonomy places the organism in Eukaryota, Dinophyceae, Suessiales, Symbiodiniaceae. The record is from the annotation of a GenBank genome assembly.